GACCUCUGUCUGUUUAAAACCAGCCUGACUACUGAGCAUCACACACAUUCUGACACACAGACGUCUGAUCGUUUGCCUGCCUUUCAGGACCUCUGGACUGAACCAUGAGUUCUUGCGUGACCCUGUCGUCAGGGCAUAAGAUUCCCCUGGUGGGGCUGGGCACCUGGAAGAGUGCCCCUGGACAGGUGAAGCAGGCAGUGCUGACGGCUCUAGACUGUGGCUACAGACACAUUGAUUGUGCUGCUGCAUACAGUAAUGAGCAGGAGGUCGGGGAGGCACUGGCUCUGAGGCUGGGACCAGGAAAGGCCCUGCGUCGUGAGGCUGUAUUUCUGACCUCUAAGCUGUGGAACACCCAGCAUCACCCUGACGAUGUAGAGACAGCCUGUAGGAAGAGUCUAAUACACCUGGGACUGAACUACCUGGACCUCUACCUCAUGCAUUGGCCCAUGGCCUUCCAGCGUGGGACAGAGCUGAUGCCUAAGCGGGCCGAUGGGAGUGUGUGUUACGAUGACAUACACUACCAGGAAACCUGGGUUGCCAUGGAGAGCCUGGUUGAUAAGGGGCUGGUCCGAGCCAUUGGUCUGUCCAACUUCAACGCCAGACAGACAGACGAUAUCAUCAGCAUCGCCAAACACAAGCCUGUAGUCAACCAGGUGGAGUGUCACCCAUACCUGUCCCAGGCUGAGUUGCUGAGUCACUGCAGGUCGGUAGGUGUAUGUGUGACGGCCUACAGCCCCCUGGGUAGCGGUGACAGGCCCUGGGCCUCGCCUGAUGAACCCUGCCUGCUGCAGGACCCUGGACUGGGGGCUAUCGCCCUCCGCCACAGCAUGACCCCUGCUCAGGUCAUACUCAGGUGGCAGGUACAGAGAGGAGUAGUCUGCAUCCCCAAAAGUGUCACCCCCUCCAGGAUCCAGCAGAACAUACAGGUGUUUGACUUCUCUCUGUCGGAUGAAGACAUGAAGCAGAUGGAGUCAUUCAGCAGAAACGAGAGGUACAUCGUCCCAGCUGUGGAGAGGGACGGAAAGAGAGUGUGGAGGGACGCCGAGCACCCCCAUUUCCCCUUCAAUGAGCCGUACUGACCCCACAUCUAGACACAGAUCUACUGACCCCACAUCUAGACAUAGAUCUACUGACCCCACAUAUAGAGACAGAUCUACUGACCCCACAUCUAGAGGCAGAUCUACUGACCCCACAUCGAGCGACAGGUCUACUGACCCCACAUCUAAAGACAGGUCUACUGACCCCACAUCUAGAGACAGGUCUACUGACCCCACAUCUAGAGACAGGUCUACUGACCCCACAUCUAGAGACAGGUCUACUGACCCCACAUCUAGAGACAGGUCUACUGACCCCACAUCUAGAGACAGAUCUACCGACCUCACAUCUAGAGACAGAUCUACCGGCCCCACAUCUAGACACAGAUCUACCGAUCCCACAUCUCGACAUUAUUUAUGAGAGGUAUUGACAUGUUGAAUGCGCCGAGGUGUCUGUCUAAACUACUGGCACACAGCUCCGACACCCAUGCAUACCCCACAAGACAUGCCACAAGAGGUGUCUUCACAGUCCCCAAGUCCUGAACAGACUAUGGGAGGCACACAACAGUACUACAUGGAAGUCUAUUCCACAUCAAGUAACUGACGCAAGCAGUAAAAUUAGAUUUAAAAAACACCUUUUGGAACAGUGAGGACUGUGAAGCAACACAAACAAUGGCACAGACACACGCAUAUGAUAACAUACACACUAUACACAGACAUGGAUUUAGUAAUGUAGAGAUGUGGUAGUGGUGGAGUAGGGGCCUGAGGGCACACAGUGUGUUGUGAAAUCUGUGAAUGUAUUGUAAUGUUUUAAAAUGGUAUAAAUUGCCUUAAUUUUGCUGGACCCCAGAGUAGGUGCUUUGGCAACAACUAAUGGGGAUCCAUAAUAAAUACAAUACACAGA
Oncorhynchus masou masou (cherry salmon) is the source of this 1938-nucleotide messenger RNA. Its product is annotated as aldo-keto reductase family 1 member A1-A-like. The transcript is spliced from 10 exons. Gene Ontology annotation, biological process: aldehyde catabolic process. The record is from RefSeq and is a predicted model, not a curated record. Lineage: Eukaryota; Metazoa; Chordata; Actinopteri; Salmoniformes; Salmonidae. Gene Ontology annotation, cellular component: cytosol. Gene Ontology annotation, molecular function: aldose reductase (NADPH) activity. The coding region runs from base 105 to 1079 and encodes 324 amino acids.